AUGCGGAUUUUACUAUUCCUACUGUUCCUACCUACCGUAUUCUGUCAGUUCCAUCUGUUCAUUGUCAUUUCAUGUGAAUCCUAUUGCCACGUCACCUUCCGUCAUCAUGAAAUGGAAUACUACAGUGUGAUGGAGCACACUGCUCAAAUCGCUCGCCAUUUUGAGGAUCCCGUACCUCAAGUUCUUUUCCAAAUUGACAAUUUCUACAAUACCACUGAUUUCAUGCCGGUGACAACGAAGAUUACAUGGACAAGUUAUUUGAAUAAGACAUUCUACUACAAUCAGGAUGGAGCCAUGAUUGUUGCACAUUACUUUUGUCCAGAAGGUCGCUGCCUAAUCGACAACACUCGAAUCGAAUACAAACGAAGUAUCGAGCAGUGGUGCCUUGGUUUGGUUCUAAUUGGUUUGAUGUUCUUCAUGGUUAUCAGUGGAGCAGCCGAGGCAAUUUACAAAUGGACGAAACAAAAAAUAUUUCGAAGAAGAAGUAAUACUCCACAACCCUAUAAUUCUCUAGAGUUGACGGAUAUGUCAAAGAGAGCGGUGACAUUGACUACAGCCUGA
Messenger RNA from Caenorhabditis briggsae, 561 nucleotides. NCBI's taxonomy places the organism in Eukaryota, Metazoa, Nematoda, Chromadorea, Rhabditida, Rhabditidae. The coding region runs from base 1 to 561 and encodes 186 amino acids. The record is from RefSeq and is a predicted model, not a curated record. The transcript has 2 exons.